AUGCCAGGGAAAAAUCUAUGCUUGCUAUCACUGGAUGGCGGUGGUAUUCGAGGGCUCUCCUCACUCCACAUUCUGAGGGAGCUUAUGAACAAGAUCGAGCCCAACCGACGCCUUAAGCCGUGCGAGUACUUCGACAUGAUUGGAGGAACAAGUACAGGCGGGUUGAUGGCUAUUAUGUUGGGACGCCUGCGAAUGGACAUCGACGAAUGUAUAAACGCUUAUAUGGAGCUCUCCAAUCGAAUCUUCACAAAGAAAAAAACUCCACUCAACAUAAAGGGUAAGAUCCAAGGUAGAUUUGACACCAAGGCCCUGGAAGAAGGGAUCAAACAGAUUGUUCGUGAUAUAACGGGCUCGGAGGAUACCCUUCUUCGAGAUGACCCAAACGCGCCAUGCAAAGUCUUUGUUUGCGCAACACGGAGAGAUGCGACAGCUACGAUGCAAUUCACGAGCUACAAAUCUCACAGUGAUGCCGAUUUGCUAGAGACCACCAAGAUCUGGGAGGCGGCAAGAGCGACUUCUGCAGCCCCCUCAUUCUUCGACCCCAUUAAGAUUGGCAGAUUUCGUGAAGAGUUUGGCGAUGGAGGUACAGGUGCCAAUAAUCCCGUUCGAAUACUGUGGAACCAAGCUCAGUACUGCCUGAACCAAGGAGAUCCGGUGGAGAGAAAUCUUAGGUGCUUGGUCUCAAUCGGCACAGGCAUCCCUUCACUUGAACCAUUUGGCGAUCAGUUAAUACAGGUCGCCAAAACCUUGCAAAACAUUGCCACCGAGACAGAGAGAACACCAAAAUCAUUUCGCGAGGAGCAUGCAGAGCUGGCUAAACAAAACAGAUAUUUUCGCUUCAAUGUGUUGAGGGGGUUGGAGAAGAUUGCACUGGAGGAUGCCACACAAACGGCUGCAAUCAUGGCAGCGACCAGAGAGUAUGUGGGGAAUGUGGAAGUGGCGGAACGAAUGUGGCUCUGUGGGAGAAAUGUAAAGGAGGCGCGGCAAAAAGGCGCUUUCAAUGUCCCAUUCGUACUCGAAGGUAUUCCUGUCAUUGAUAACUUUGUUCCUCGAGAUGGUGACCUCCAGAAGCUGAAGGAUGCGCUCUUACCUCGACCAGGAUCAGGAUCACAACCACAGCGGAAAUACCAGAAACAAUUCAGUGCGAUACUUUGGCUCAACGGGUCGACCAAAAACCAAGUCCUACAAAGCCUUGCAGGAGGUGCCCGACGACUGUCUAAUGAGGUACCAGAGGCAAGGAGCUUUCUUCCUUCCGGCAGUGGUGCAGACAUCGAAGUUGUCGUCGAAGGGUUGCUACGUUGGCUCAGCCAAGCUGGUAACAAUAGAUGGCUUCUCAUCUUCGAUAACGUGGACCGUGAUAGCUCGGCAGAACUGACGGAUAAGGACCAGGAUGCUUUUGAUGUUACGAAAUACUUUCCUUUGGCUGACCAUGGGUCGAUCCUGAUUACAACCCGGCUCUCCAAACUUCGAGGACAUGGAAUGGGACCAAAGAGUCACCAUCUGUCGCAGGUCAACGAACAGCAGGCACUGCAGAUUUUGAAUAACUGUUUAGAGCGACCACUUGAGGGCCUGAUCAGAAUCGUGCGGCGACUCGGUGGUAUCCCCCUUGCGCUCAAUCAUGCCGGGUCAUUCUUACGCCAAACUGGCUGCACUGUUCCGGAGUAUUUGGACUCUUACAACAAGCAAUGGGGUGAGCUUUUUGGUCAUGAUAAAACUUCAAUCAUAUACAAGAGCAUUGAGUCAGCCUGGACAAUGUCAUUUGGAUAUGUAAAACAGAAGGAUGAACGCGCCGCCAAACUACUGUUACUCUGGGCUCAUCUCGACAACACAAACGUCUCGUACCAGCUUCUUGCGUCAUCAACAACUCAUACUAUAUACGAACACUUGAUUCCCGACUGGUUUCAUGCCUGCAUGAAGGACAUCCUGGCAUUCCUGAACAUAAUAAAGAUCUUGAUAGAUUACUCUCUGAUUGAGGCCACCAUUGGAUCUCGGUCUUACUCCAUGCAUCCACUUUUGCAUGAUUGGUGCUACCAUUUUGGCGCUAAAAAGCAGGAUGAAUUUGCUCUAUUGGCAUCCCUUACGCUUGGCUCAGCACAAGAUGCUCUUCAAGGUGAUCUCACCAAGGGGGCCAUCAGAUCUGGGAAACUACUCCUACCACAUUACGAUCGGCUAUUGAGACAGACUGGUGAUAGACUGGCAGAUAGACUGAACGAUGAUGCUACGCUGGAAGCUUACUGUUGCUCUCUUCUGAGUUGCGCAUCCUACUACGUAUACCACGCUCAAAUAGAAAAGGCCGAAAGGCUCUCUGUGUAUGCCCACAAUGCAGUCAAGAAGUCACCAAAUUCUUACAACGAAUGGAAGGUUAGGUUGGCCCGUGCACUGUACCGCGUAUACUUGUGUUCAGGGAAACUCAAGGAGGCAGAGGAGAUGAUUCUACAGAACCUAGAAGGGAAACGCUUGUCAAAUUCUUGUGAUCCGGAGAUUUUUGACACUUUCCAUGAUCUCCUUCGUUUAUAUAGAAGGCAGAAGAGGUGGAAAAAGGCUGAAGAGAUAUGCCAACAGAUUUUGGAAGUAAGUACGAAGGACUCGAGCAAACUACAUCGCGCAAGGUGGGAUGCCUUGAACCAUCUUGGAAAUUUAUAUCAAUCAACAGACAGGCUGCCCGAGGCCGAGGUUGCGUAUUCUCGAGCUCUGGAGGAGGAGAUGGAACACGGUGCAGACAGUGACGUUAUCAUGCUCACUAUGAUGGACCUGGCAAUUGUACACUUGUGCAUGAAUCAUUUGACUCUGGCAGAACAGAUGUACAAAUCUGUUUUGAACUCGCGAGCGACGCGGCCGAAUAAGAAUUACAUAUUGCGUACGGUAGCUGCCGAACGAUUAGCUUGCAUCUACAUGGUUAUGGGACGAUACGGAGAAGCAGAGACUGUGUUUUUAAGAGCCAAAAAUGGGUACACCGAAUGGUUAGGGCCUUCAGCUCAGCGAACAUUGGACGCUGCUAGAGCACUGCAAAAGAUCAAUGCUAGAAGGGCUGAGUCUGCAAGAGCAAGUCCACGCUCACACGCUAUUCCGUAA
Molecule: messenger RNA, 3072 nt
Organism: Endocarpon pusillum Z07020
Lineage: Eukaryota; Fungi; Ascomycota; Eurotiomycetes; Verrucariales; Verrucariaceae
Exons: 6
Coding region: 1-3072 (1023 amino acids)
Biological process (GO): arachidonate metabolic process
Cellular component (GO): membrane
Molecular function (GO): protein binding
Source: RefSeq, a predicted model, not a curated record